AUGAAUUUUCACCCAAUCUUGAGUUUUUCAGAAGAAGACAAGAUCGGGACCACCCAGCCCCAUGACGAUGCGUUGUUGAUCACUCUCAAAAUCGGGGACUACGAUGUGAAAAGUGUAAUGGUGGAUGGUGGCAGUGGGGCCGAGGUUAUGUACCCCGACCUCUACAAGGGGCUGAGGUUAAAACCGGAAGAUUUGAUGCCCUAUAACUCUCCUUUAAUGAGCUUCGACGGGAAGCUUGUCAUUCCAAAGGGCAUGAUUAGGCUACCCAUCCAGACCAGCCCAGAGAUAGUGGAGGUGAACUUUAUCGUGGUUGACACCUACUCUCCCUAUACAGCCAUCGUCGGUAGGCCCUGGCUCCAUACCUUAGGGGCUGUUGCUUCCUCAUUGCAUCAAAAGGUGAAAUUCUCGUCAGGGGACCAGCAAUCAAGGGCCCCGGUGUCGCCUCCUGAUACAGCUAUCGAGGAGGCAAAAUGCGAAGAUCUAGAGGAGGUGGUUAUUGGCGGUGACCCGAAGAAGUUCUUUCAGGUAGGGGCUCAGCUGCCUCUUCAGGAGAAAGAGGAGUUGAUUGAGUUUCUCAAAAGAAAUGUUGACGUAUUUGCAUGGGAUGCCUGCGAUACUCCUGGGAUUAAUCCAGCCUUCAUCUGUCACCAUCUUAAUGUCAACCCAUCCAUCACUCCUAAGAAGCAGUCACCCCGUCGCCUAUCGAGAGAGCACACCGAUGCGAUUAGGGACGAAGUGGCAAAGCUUAAGCGUGCAGGGGCCAUCAAAGAGGUUUUUUAUCCCGAAUGGUUGGCCAACACCGUGGUGGUCAAGAAGAAAAGUGCAAAUUGCGGGUUUGUGUAG
Molecule: messenger RNA, 843 nt
Organism: Quercus robur (English oak)
Lineage: Eukaryota; Viridiplantae; Streptophyta; Magnoliopsida; Fagales; Fagaceae
Exons: 2
Coding region: 1-843 (280 amino acids)
Source: RefSeq, a predicted model, not a curated record